CUUUAGCGGCAAAAGCAAAUCGGGCCGGACCCUCGGCCUGCCUGAUCGGGAGACUUGUUUAUGUUAUGCUCUGCGGUUGCUCUGCUUCCCCGCGAUUAUCGGCUUAUAAUCAUCAUUUCUACAGAAGUCCAGGCCUCUUGCAGGUAGCCCUGCUACUAAAAUGAUGGAAGAUUUUGUAUAGGUGCAACGUUUCCUAGAAACCCCUUGACCUGUCCUACCUGAUCAAACGCGACUGGGAUCGAGAGACAUCCCAUGAUCGUAUCGCUUAUUGCAUGUCGUUAUGUCCUUCCGCAGCUCUAGCUCUUCUCCGGACAUUCUUGGGCCACCUGGCGACGUCGAGUAUUUGGUUUCCUCCCCGUUCAAACCUUUCUCCGGGCGCCAGAGCGUCAUGUCGCCCGCAAAUUUCAAACUCCUUCAAACGCCGCGCUUCGCCAAAAGCAGAAGGUCGCGCAUUAGCCUGAGCCCUACCAAAAGUUCGCAUUCUAUCCGCUUCGAUGAUGUGGUGCUCCCUGGGUCUCCGUCAAGGAAAUUAAACGGUCGGCAAAGGUCCCUCUCCCCUGAAAACGUGCAGCCCGACGGGAACGUGAGUCCGUGGAGGAUUCGGGUGACAUUGGAGGCAACACAAGACGAGGAAAUGAACCAAGGCAGCCCUUCGCGCAAACGCCCCCGGAAUUCUACCAUGACAACCAAAGUACCGUUGAAGGAUGAAACAGACACCAUGGAGCAGACUCCCAGAAAACGCCGCGGACGCCCGAGGAAGUCAGAUACAACGGUUCAGAGUGCGACACCGAAUGGGGGGAGUCCUGGUCAUACUCCUGGUCCGGGAGGCGCAAGUGCGCAAAAGAGGAAGCGAGGUAGACCAAGGAAAUAUCUUCCGGAGCCGGAUGCGGUAGACAACGUUGCCAAUCAGGUGGCAAGCAGUCAGGUAGAUGAGCCGUCUGUUGUCGAGUCCGAGCCAAAUUGGGCUCCCCUGAACCUUGCUGCAGAUGGCGAAUCUGACGAUGGCUUGCCGGAUGAUCAAAGCUAUGCAGAACCUUUUGAGGGUGAUGUUCAGAUGGAGCAGUUUGACGAUAGCCCUCAGAAUCAGAGUGCUCGAGUUGAAUAUGAGCGUACUUACGAUACGCCGAAUGUCGAUUAUAUGGACGAUGUUUAUAUGCAGAAUGAUGAGAAUGUACAUUCAACACCAUCAAAGAUGCCUUCCCCAUCUCGGGAGAGCCAGAUUAUCUCUCCAGAUAACACCAUAUACGCUGGUCGUACACCUAGACCGCCUCGUCUCUACCCUACACCAACGUCUUCAUCAUUAGUCGAUGAGGAAAGACAAGAUCGAGGGGGGCAAAACUCAGCCUCGCGUAAUCGCUUCCACCAAAGCGAAGUUCCUACUACAAACGACCCUACAGAUGAACAUAGAGAAUUCGAUUCUAUAAUGGAGAGUGAAGGGUUUAGCAUGGUUUCACUGGAUACACUACCGUCGGCUAAGCAACAUGGACUUAGCACCAGUUCCCAAGUGGCAAAGGGCGCUUUGAAGCCGUUUCUGGAGCGGGAAAGCAACGGUGUCUUGAGACGGAAAUCCUCGACCCGGAAUCAGGCCAAUGAAGAAGAUGUCGGUCUGGAAACGCAACCAGAACCAUCAGCCCUGGAGCAAGAGAAGGCUACUGUGGACUACAGGUCCACUAGGGCAUAUUCUCCCCCAACUUCUCCAGCCUUUGUUCCGGUUCGAACCUCUCCUAAGCGACAGCGACGACCAAUAGCCAGGUUCGUGAGGUUGGUCCGUGUGGGUAUUGCUCUCGAGAGCGCUUUAAGGCAUCCAUAUGACAGAGGAUAUUCCAGAGGUCUUCUGUCAAGUCCUGAGAUACGCGAGUCGCAAAAUCAGAUGUCCAGCUUGGAGACAUCUAGGAAACGACUAGAGCUGCUUUUCAGCGAAUUCGAUACAGAGAUACAACAUGACUUACAGUCGGCCUUGAACUUUGGUCAAGAGCUCGCGAAGAGACGACUACAGGCAGAUAUCGAGAAUGCAAGAAAUGUCCCUGAGAUGGAAGCUAUUGCGGAAACCACGCCAAAAGGUCUGGGUGAAACUAGUGGGUCACGGGAACCGUCGCGGGAACCUGAUGAAUUAAGGGACUACGAUACACCAGGCUCAGAGAUGAGGCGCCGGAUGGAAGAAUGGCAACGGGAGAGGGAAGCUAUUAGCCGCGAAAUUCAGAUGGCCAACUCAAGCCAAGUCAUUGUUAUUGACAGUGAUGCGAGUGACCCUCCGAGCCCUGAGGGUGGCAUGGCUGCUCCCGAAGCUGAUGAAGGGCGUGACUGGGGCUCUGAUAUCGACGGCGGAGACGCAGAUGCACUGUUAGUGCAUGACAGACCCGAAGAUGAUCACUUUAGUGAGCAAGAGGAGGAAGACGAAGAUGACGGAUAUGAAGACAUUUGGCAGCAAGAAGCUAAUGAUAGAGGCGAUCUUUCGGACCAGUCGUCUGUUUCGUAUCAUCAUCAAAGCCUGGACGAUAACAGGCAGGAGUCUAGUCCUCAAACACAUAGCUCGAUAUCUGAACGGAGCGCUAUCGGUAAUUCUUAUUCUCCAGCCUACUGGACCAAUGCUCACGACAAGGUGCCAUUUCUGGGCAAGUCGCGAAUCAAAGACCUACGAGAACAGGAAGUUGAUAUUUCCACUUUGUUGCGUCCAGGGGCGACCCCGAAACGCUCGCAUUACUACUACGGGCAAAGCAGCCCCCCAAGUACAGAAAACGGGCGAGACCCCGAGCAGCCACAGUCAACCGCGGUAUCCCAAAGCGAGGAGGCAGAGGAUGAAUACGAGGAAGAAGAGGUGCAGGGAGUGAUGCAGGAUGAGGAGGAUCACUUACUUGAAGAACCUCUGCAGUCAGAGGGCUAUCUGGAGUCAAGCCCCCAGAGAGCCCCAGGGGAAGAGACAUUCCAGCUGGAUCCAACUACGAAUUUUGAAAAUGCAAGACAACACUCGGAUUUGUGGCUAGAAGGGUAUGGUGGCGAGAAUCUUUCAGAUGCAGUUUCACCUGAACCACAGACCGCCCGCGAGACACCUGUCCUCACCCCCGAACGCCCGCAGCCCUCCAGUACCGGAAAACAAGCAUCAUCCUGGCUCCAAAAGAUUACUAAUCUUACGCCUGGAUGGUUGAAAGUACCCAAUAGAAAACCAACUGAGGAGCGUGCUCUAUCUGUAUAUGACGAGGCUUCGGAGGGCGAAGAUGAUGCCGGGUCUCCCUCGAACAACGUGGAAGAAAACUAUAUGGAGGAAGCGCCACAGCUGCAUCGGGACCGUGAACAACAACAGAGCUUUUCUAGUCCGUUAGACGACAAGUCGCCAAAUGCAACAGCAAAAGACGAUACGUAUGAUCGUCCUUUGCCGUUGGCUGUCUCUGGAUAUUUCUCUGACGAUCACUACAUCCUCCUUCGUCGUCUUUACCGUUUGGCAAAAAGACAUCCAGAACGUUUCCUUUACUACCCAGGCCCAGGGCGGUCGGAUAUCAUUGGGGAUUGGAUAUGGACAUCAGACGGUUUACAUGGGGUCCCCAUCACGGAGCGUCAGUUUGCCAUUAUUGACAGGUUCGUGCAGGAGUUGGCCAAGGCCGACCUACAGGCCGGUGGAACAGGCCAAGUUGGCUGGACGGAAGCCGACUUGCAUAGAAGACUGAUCAGCGUGAUCAUUGGCGAACAGAUUCGGGAAGAGAUGAAAGCACGAUUGCACGAUGAACAGUCAACAGCGGGGCAUUCGAAAAGAAGGCGUGCCCCUACCAGUUCGUGGUACUGAUGACUGCGCAAAUCAACCCUUGUAUUUCUUUUUUUGGUUUCUUUCCCCGGACCCAGUGUGCAGUUUGGUAACGAUGGGCUUCUGCUUUUGUGUAACGAAUUCAGCCUCGUUUCUUGGGUGUUACUUGGAGAAUGUUUUCGGGACUACACGGGUUGGCGAGCCAAUGGGUGGAUACUGUGUCUAGAAUUACUGGCUCGCAUUUGA
Molecule: messenger RNA, 3979 nt
Organism: Aspergillus caelatus
Lineage: Eukaryota; Fungi; Ascomycota; Eurotiomycetes; Eurotiales; Aspergillaceae
Product: putative AT DNA binding protein
Exons: 1
Coding region: 281-3775 (1164 amino acids)
Molecular function (GO): DNA binding
Source: RefSeq, a predicted model, not a curated record